CCGUAUUUGACAGGUGUGAUGAUGUCGCCAACAAGGGUACCACGGCGACCGACAACGGACGACAGUCUACUUUACUCCUUGUGUACUUUCUAGGGUUAAACGUAAUGAAAUGCUGCUUAGUUUUGAACAUAACGUCACCCUCGGCAGUUACACCGGACGGGACAGGACUGAAGCCGAUGAAUGUAGCUUAGCAGCUUGCUAGCCAUCCGCGGAGAAAGUGGCCAUUGUUUGAGUUGUUGGCUAACAUGGCAACGGAAGCUAAUGUUAGCAGCGUCGGUUAGACGGGCUUCACUACCGUAUCAUUGCAGAAGAUACUGUGGUGGUCAUCCUGCAUGAUGUGUGACGGUCGUGGAGCCAGCAAGCAGUGCCUGUCCCUCUCUCCCUCAUCUUGGGCCAGCCCUCCGAUUUAACCAUCUCACCCUAAAAUCUCUCUCCUAACCAGCCAAGAUGACCGACAGGAAGGAGCCACCCUUCUUUAAUGACGACAGUGUGGGAGCUUUUCACUAUAAGCUCCCUUUCUAUGACACUAUGGAGCUCUUCAUAGAGACCCUGACAGGGACCUGUUUUGAGCUGCGCGUGUUGCCCUUUGAGGCUGUCAUUUCAGUCAAGGCAAAGAUCCAGAGGCUGGAAGGUAUCCCGGUUGCCCAGCAACACCUUAUCUGGAACAAUCUGGAGCUGGAUGAUGAACAUUGUCUGCAUGACUAUGGCAUUUCAGAGGGCUGCACUUUGAAACUGGUCUUAGCAAUGAGGGGAGGCCCUAUUAACACCAGGAGAGUAACCAUGGAGGAUCCUAUCAAAGAGGUGGCUGACCUGAUGGAGAACACAAAGGAGGAGGGCUGGGAGAAAAGCCUGUCCAAUAAACAGGUCACAUUUGUGGUGUAUCGUGAGGGUGACCAGCUAAACUUUUUCAGAGUGGUCGACAGGGGAGAUGGCACCCUGACCCCGCUGUCUGAAUCUCUGAGCGGUGGCUCUGUGUACAAUGUGUGUGCAGAGGAGGAGGAGGAUGGAGAGAGUUCUGCAGCUGCACAGCAGAGCCUUGAGAACUCAAUCACCAUGAACAAAAUGAAGCUACUCAAAGCCAAGAUGGAGGACAUGAACCUCAACAAGAAGCCGAAGAAGUCAGCAAAGGUAAAACAACGGCCUCCCGUCAGCGCACAUCACUUCAGUAGCUCUCUAGGACCUUCCAGCACACGACACCAUCAUCGCAUCUUUCGGUCGCUCCCCCAGGUCAACCAGCCUUGGCGGUCUAAUGCACAACUACCUCCAAUUGCAGACCAUAAACCUGGGGACCCCUCCUCGCCCUCCGCUGCUACAACAUCUACCCACUUGUCCAUUCCUAGACGACCCCCUCCCUCUUUCUCCUCACCUUCUUGUUAUAUGCUUCAGGAGGAGGAGCCAUGGGAGACAUCCCCACCAUUUGCAAAGAUCCGCCCCCCUCCCAAAGUGUCCCGGUUAGACAUUGGCAGCACCAGGUUGAUGAGGGACUGUGUGUACCCUCAGCUCCCUCCACUGUGUAUCAGGGGGCCACCUGAAGCCAACUUUGACCCAGCUGAGCCUGUGGCAGAGGUGGUCGGGCUUGGUUUGUUAGAGGAAGCUGCUGGACUCGUGGUGCCAACACAACCUGGAGCACCAUUUGGGGAACUGUCAGACCCUCUGAGUCUGGAUGUGUCCACCCAGCCAGAGGGAGGUCGUCGGUCCUUCGAGGUUGGGGCUCAGCACCAGCUGCCACUCUCCCCUUCCCCUCUCAACACCUGGACACUUGGGACAAACGAUACUCUCACCAGCAGAGCUGAUAGGACGCAGCUUGGCACAUCGUUUCACAUCAACCCUCCCUCUCCGUUACCCACCUGCUCCUCACCAUCUACUUGUACCAGACCGCUGCCUCAGCCUUUUGAUUCCUCUGUCUCCUGUUUACAGCCCCAACUUCAAGCACAAUCCUCAGCACAAGUGAAGCCAGGCGACACAUCUCUACACCCCUCCACCACAAUCCAUCCGCCACGCCUUCGUGGUGUUAAAGUGGAGUCACCUGGCAAGAGGCCAGAGCUUAUUUCCAAGAGUGAAGCAAGAGGCAUCACUAAGAUGGCCAACCAAGCCUGUAAGGAGCCACUGGGAUCCCUGAAUAACUCUGAACUCACGGCUUCUCUGUCUACAAGGGCUCCCAACAGUGGCAACAGCAGGGACUGCCUUGGAGAGAGUCUGGGACUUGCACUGGCAUUACCUCCUGCCACUGCCUCAGGACAGGGCAGCCUUGGCUCCAGGCUGCCAUCCAUCCCAGCUAACGGGCUCCUUCAGGAUGAUCUCAUCAGACAAAUGUCACCGUUGCACCGGGCAGCAGCCUCUUACAUGGCCACCAACAGUCUUGCGUCAGCGGGGGGAGUCAUGACUUCAUUCGGGAGAAUUGGCACUCCAGCGUACCACCUACCUCCAGUCAAGGCUCCCACAGGCACCAAGAAGAAGAGCUCAAAGCACUGCUUCCUCUGUGGCAAGAAGACCGGCCUGGCCACCAGCUACGAGUGCAGGUGUGGUCACAACUUCUGUGCCACCCAUCGCUACGCAGAGACACAUGAGUGCACCUACGACUACAAGAGUGCCGGACGGCGAUAUCUGCAAGAGACUAACCCUCUUAUCAGUGCUCCCAAGCUGCCUAAGAUCUAGACCCGACGAGCCUCGCCUCUCAUAAGGGACGACCUGAAGAGCUGCAGGUCAAGCGGACUGAAUGGUAGAGAUUCAAGCAGAAAGAAGGAACUUAUUCACCACUGUGUGCUUUUUUUAAUCCGCCAAGUUUGCUUCAGAUUUAAAUCCAAUAUUCUGUAAAGCCAAGUGUGAACAAACGAGCGCAGACUGAAAUGGCACAGAACUACUUUUCACCUUUUGACAAUGUGAAGAUGUUUAUCCUUUUUAUCUGUUACCUUGUUCUUUUUCCAUUGCCUAAAAACAAAACAAACAAAAAAAACCUGUGCAUGUAUGUAGGUAGUUUUUGCUAAAUAUAUCUGCUGCACGUUCAGACAUAUCUAUUUUUAGUUUUGUCAGCCUUUUUUAUUUUAUUUUAAAUAGGACCGCUGAUGACUUUUAAUUCGACAAGUCUUUGACAGAUGCACUUUAGAACUAUCAUAUUUAUACAUUUGACUUUCGUUAUUGCUGGGGGGGGCGGAUUCUUAACUUUCUGUGUUUGUCUUAUGAAGUGUUUAUGUUGUCGUCAUCCAGAUUUUUAUAUUCUGCACCUCUGAACGUCUUUCUUACAUGGGCACAUACAUACUGACAUCACUAAUGAAAUAUUUCCUAAAAGAGAACAGUACACCCACUUAUUGAUGAAAUACUUAAUAUUUAUUAAUGAAUACUACUUAUUUAUAUUCAAGGUUGGUUUUAAAUAGAAAGUAUGCAAUGUGUGUAGGUGUGAAUGUCAGUUGUAAUCUGUAAUCCUAUCAAGUAAAGUGUAUUAGGAUUUGGAAUUUGGUUACGGUAUUUAUGAUGUGUCUAUAAGUAAGGUGGUUGCCAUAAAAAAAUCUUUUGUAAGUCUUUUUUAUUGCUCAGCUGUUGCAAAAACUAAAAUGCUGUUAUAGUAUCUACAGGGGUUUGAUCUAAUAAAGUUUCUUUCCGUACAUACUGUA
Molecule: messenger RNA, 3608 nt
Organism: Chelmon rostratus (copperband butterflyfish)
Lineage: Eukaryota; Metazoa; Chordata; Actinopteri; Chaetodontiformes; Chaetodontidae
Gene: zfand4
Product: zinc finger, AN1-type domain 4
Exons: 10
Coding region: 448-2655 (735 amino acids)
Molecular function (GO): zinc ion binding; protein binding
Source: RefSeq, a predicted model, not a curated record